UCAGCCACAGAAGAAAAAUGGCGACUCCGUGAGCAGCCAGCGCAGACACCGGGCUAACGUUUCCAGACCUCGCGCCGACAAGACCCGCGAGCAUCACUGGAUUUCCCCCACCGUCUUGGCCCCCACUGCUUCGGCUGCGUGGGGGCGCCGCAUUCGCUCGCCUCCGCGACAGCCACUCGCGCGCACAGAAGUUCGCAUUGUAAGAGAAUAGCGAUCGCCGAUCAUGAGAGGGAAGAGAGGCAGGCCGCCCGCACCGCAGCCGUCCGAGGAGCCCUCGCCUGCUACCACCCGCGGACUGCGACCCAGGAGGAAUAUCAAGCCCAGGGCGAGAGACAGCGGGGAUGAGGAGCCCGACAGCCCCGUGAGGGAGACGAGCAAGCCGAACAGAAAGAAGAAAGCGGGGUCCAUCCCGUCAACACGGGGCAGGGGACGAGGCAGAGGCGGCAGAGGUAGAGGUAGAGGGGGUCGCGGUGGAAGGCGCUCGGCUCCCUACAAAGCGGUGGUGUACGACGACCAUGAGAGCGAAGAGGAGGACGAUGCUGUGAGCCUGAGGUCUGAGGAGUUCGUAGAGGAGCCCCAGUCUGAGGAGGACGAGGCCCUGAAAGAGGAUUCGGAUUGUCUGGAAGAUGAUGAUGUGCUUGGAGCAGAAGAGGAGGAAGAGGAGGAGGUGGAGGAUGAUGCCAGCUACUGUACCGAGAGUAGCUUCAGGAGCCACGCCAGCACACCGGGGAGGAAAAGAGGCCGUGCUCCACGGCCACGAACCCCUAUUCUGGAGGAGAAAAACGUUCCCUCUCUCGAGCUUCCCAAGACUUCCGAGGAUCUCCUGGUGCCUAAUGAAGAACUGCUGAAUGCGAUCUCUGUCUAUGAGGUGCUGCGGAAUUUCAGCACUGUGCUCCGGCUGUCCCCCUUCCGCUUUGAGGAUUUCUGCGCCGCCCUGACAGGACAGGAGCAGUGCACUUUAAUAGCAGAGACACACAUCUCUCUGCUGAAGGCCAUCCUGCGUGAGGAGGACACCUCCAACACGACCUUUGGACCUGCCGACCUCAAGGACAGUGUCAAUUCCACUCUGUACUUCAUCGAUGGCAUGACGUGGCCGGAGGUGCUGCGGGCCUAUUGUGAAAGUGACAAAGAGUACCACCACGUCUUGCGUCACCUGGUGGUGGAUGAGUAUCCGUAUGGGCCGCUUGAAACAAAGAUCAGGGUCCUUCAGUUCCUGGUGGAUCAGUUCCUUGCGACCAACAUUGCUCGGGAGGAACUGAUGUCAGAUGGCGCCAUGCAGUACGACGACCACUGCCGCGUGUGCCACCGGCUCGGCGACCUGCUCUGCUGUGAGACCUGCUCGGCCGUUUACCACCUGGAGUGUGUGAAGCCUCCGCUCACUGAGGUCCCGGAGGACGAGUGGCAGUGUGAGAUCUGCGUGGCGCACAAGGUGCCUGGAGUCACGGACUGCGUGGCCGAGGUGCAAAAGAACAAGCCCUAUAUCCGUCAGGAGCCCAUUGGAUACGAUCGGCACCAGAGGAAGUACUGGUUCCUAAACAGAAGGAUUAUAGUCGAGGAAGAUGGCGAGCACGAGAAGAAGAAGAUCUGGUACUAUAGCACUAGAAGUCAGCUGGAAGAGCUGAUGUUCUUUCUGGAUAAGGAGUACUGGGAGAUGGACCUCUGCGCCACUCUAGAGGAGAUGAAGGAGGAAGUUCACGCUCACAUGGACAUCACGGAGGAGCUGACCAGCAAAGCACGUGGAAGCACAAAAGCCUACCUCACUGCUUCUAAUGAAGAAAUCAUGGAGCGACUGAAGAGCUGUCGAGCGUCGGAGGAAGAGAAGAAGCAGCAGGAAGCAGCUUUGAAGUCGGAAGCUGAAGCUGGAACCAUCAUCACGGCUGAGGAGAGAUCAGAGCUCCAGGCUGGAGGACACGAAGACUCGCAGCCUGAGGAGGUGUCAGAAGAGCCCACAGCGCCCCCUGCUGAGCAGGAAAGGGACUCAAACAUCAGCUCAGCUGCCCCAGAAGCAGUUCUGGCUGAGUCACAAGGAGAGUCUCAGGAAGGUGGGGAUUCCCCUGCAGAGCCACUGCAGCAGAGAGUUGAGGACCAAAAGUCCAGUGGUGACAAGGAACACCUCGCAGCUAAAGCUGAACAAACCCAACUGAACCCAGAGUCCCGCUCCAGGAGUGCGGAGCCGCCGGACCUGCACGACCCGUCCUCACACUCGUCCUUCACCAGCCAGGACGGGACAGAAGAGUACAACCUGAAGAUGAGCAAGGCUGGCCAGGACUCGAACCAACCGCCCACCAUAGGCAGCAAAGAGUCGUCACCUUCACGUUCAGACUCUGAAGCAUCGUUUCUCAGCUUGUUCAGGCGAGAACCCCCCGCGGCUCAGGGCUUGUUCAAACUGGGUCAGGAGGGAAAGUACCGGGUCUACCAUAACCAGUACAGCACCAACGUACUGGCACUCAACAAGCACCAGCACCGCGAGGACCACGACAAGAGACGGCACCUGUCCCACAAGUUCAGCCUGACCACCGCCUCAGAGUUCAAGUGGAACGGCGUCGUCUAUGGGUCGCGGGGCGUCACAGUCAGCACCCUGCGUCUCACCAUCAUCCAGCUGGAGACCAACGUCCCACCCCCCUUCAUGCACCCCAACUGGGCCUCACACAGAACCAACUGGAACAAAGCGGUGCAGAUGUGCAGCAAGGCCCGAGAGUUUGCAUUGGCACUAGCCAUCCUUGAGUGUGCCAUUAAACCUGUGGUCACGCUGCCUGUCUGGAAGGAGUCUCUAGGGCACACCAGGCUUCACCGCAUGACCUCCAUGGAGCGUGAGGAGAAGGAGAAGGUGAAGAAGCGGGAGAAGAAGCUGGAGGAUGAAGAGACGCUCCAGCAGGCCACCUGGGUGAAGUACACUAUUCCCAUCAAGCACCAGGUCUGGAAGCAGAAGGGGGAGGAGUACCGGGUGACCGGGUAUGGUGGCUGGAGCUGGGUCAGCAAGACCCACGUCCCACGCUUCGUUCCUCGGCUGCCAGGAAAUACCAACGUCAACUACCGCAGGGACCUGGACGCAUCUAAAACCAGGCAGGAAGCGUCUAAAGUUCAACUUGAGAAGAAAGAAAACGAUCCUGGGAUCAUGCUGGAAGAGGAAACGGCUGGAGUUAAUGGGGAGGAUGUGACGAUUGAGAGUCCUGCUGAGAAUGGACAUGCAGAGAAGGAGAAAACCAAUGAUGAAGAGGAGAAGAUGGAAACUGACCAUGACUCUGUUACAGCUGUGCCAGGAGAAGACUCGUCAGCCGUGCAGCCGACCAAACAAGAGUCUGUCCCGCUGAAUCAGCAGGAGGAGCCGGCCUCCUCCAAGAUCUUCUAUGACGUGGUCAACGUCAGCGAAGGCUUCCAGCUGCGCACUGCCUACAAGAAGAAGGUGAAGCCCUGCAAGCUGGACGGACUGCUGGAGCGGCGGGUCAAACAGUUCACCUUGGAAGAGAAGCAGAGACUGGAGCGGCUGAGACAGGCAGCGCUGCUGUCCAGAAUGUCUGCGGCCACGACUCCGGGCAGAGUGAAGACUGAAGCGCCUUCAGAGGUGCAGCCUGGGACUGUCAAGAAGGAGGAGAGCGACCCGGUGGUUAAAAAGCUAGACUUUGGUCCGGAACAGACGGGGAACCCUUCAGAGGACCACAAAGAACUUAAUGGUGGCUCCUUGAUCAGCGAUGGACUCGUCAAUGACUGUGUACCUGAGCCCAAACCCAGCGUGGGCCAAGUGACUGAGAGUACCAAGAAACGCAGCCAUGAGGAGAUGGAGAUGACGCACGUCGAAGAGCAUCCAGACAAGACUGGCGUGCAGGUGAACGGGGACACUGCAGACUCCAAACCGGCAGAUCAGUUGAAGGAUCCUCUAAAGUCGCUGGUGAACGGGAACAUGGAUCAGAACGACGUGUCCGAUGGAGAUCAUCCUCCUCCGCUCAAGCUUCCAAAGUUGGAGAACCAUGUGGUGGAGAGCAGAUGUUCUUUCAGUUCCAACGUAAACCAUGACGGUACUCUGAGCUGCAAGACCCAGUCUCCAGAUUCUGCCCCGAUCCACACAAACAAAACCGAAAGUGUUGCCUCUGUUAGUGCUUCUAAUUCAAGCAUGACCCCAGGUACCACUGUGACCCAGAAGACCAGAACCACCAGCUGCACUACCACCACCAUCAGCAAGGAGUACACCACCAAAGACAGAGUCAGCCUUCUUAAGUUCUCCAAGUCGAAAAAAUCUCGGUCCGGGACGGCGCUGCCUUCCUACCGCAAGUUUGUCACGAAGAGCAGCAAGAGGAGCAUCUUCAUUCUCCCCAACGAUGACCUGAAGCGUCUCGCCAGGCGGGCGGGCAUUAGGGAGGUUCCCAUCUUCAACUACAACGCUAAACCUGCUCCUGAUAUCUGGCCUUACCCCUCACCAAGACCCACCUUCGGCAUCACCUGGAGGUACCGUCUGCAGACCAUGAGGUCUCUGGCGGGAGUAGGUCUGAUGCUGCGGCUGCUGUGGGCCUGCCUGCGCUGGGACGACAUGGCGGUCAAGGCCCCCAUUGGUGUCGGGACCACUCGCAAGAAAACGACGGAAACCGACAUCAUCACCACCGAGAUCAUCAGGAGAAGAGACGUGGAGCCGCACGGCAUCCGAUCAGAAUACUGCAUCAGGAAGAUCAUCUGUCCUCUGGGAAACCGGGACACCCCCAAAGAGACCCCAACCCCGCAGAGGAAGGGUUUGCGCUCUAGCGCGUUGAGGCCCAAGAAGCAGGAGCCGGUCAAGCAGCUUGGUCCUGUCGCGGUGGAGACCUGGGUUCCUGAGGAGGAUCUGGAGCUGUGGGAGAUCAGGGCUUUUGCUGAAAGGCUGGAGAAGGAGAAGGCUCAAGGCAUCGACUCAUCCAAGUCCAAUAGUCUGAAGACUGCAGAGGAGGUUAAGGCCCACCUGGAGAACCAGCUGAAGCAGGCUCGCCUGGCUGCCCAGCAGAAACGCCUGGAGCUGCCGAAACCCAUCACGCCGUCGCCUCUCUCCACCCCCACAAGCGCCGUCUCCACUCUGCUCUGCACUCCUCCAUCCCAACAGAGGCCCAGCACUGUCACACCUGGGACAAAAAUGGUCCUGGCCUCCAAGCUGAGCUCUUCUGUCCCACUGCAGCAGGACAAAAACUUUCACCAGUCCUUUGCAUCCUGGGUCAAACAAGGACAGUCCAGCAGCAGCAGCACAGGUGAGCAGAAGGUCCAAAGUAUUUUUCCAUCCGGACCUCCGGCCAACCUGCGAACCUACAGCACGCUGCACCCCACCACUGGCAACCUGAACCUCAGAGCCUCCAGUUCUGCCUCAUCGCCCCAGAACCAGCCCGCCCGAGUUGGAGGACUGACCCAGGGCAGCACGGCCCCCCAGGUGUCUGUGUCUCCUGCUAUAGGUCCUGCUCAACAAGGCCCUCAGCAGGUGGUCUGUGGCUCCUCUGUCCCAGCCACUACUGCUCAGAAAACUGGACCCGCCCAACCUGUGGGGGCCUCCCCUCAGCCGGCCCGGCCACAGCAGGGUCAAGUCAAGCUGACGAUGGCUCAGCUCAUGCAGCUGACCCAGAGUGCCCAGGGGGGUAACCCAGGUUUAACGGUAGUGAUCCAGGGUCAGGGCCAGACCCAGGGCCAGCUACAGAUCAUCCCACAGGGAGUUUCGGUUGUCCCUGGUCCAGGGCAGCAGCUCAUGCAAGCGGCGAUGCCCAACGGUCAAGUCCAGCGCUUCCUCUUCACCCCCAUUCUGCAAACGUCCCCGGUGUCCACCGCUGUCCCCGCCACCAUUCCCCCACCCCAGCCCACCGCCAUCCACACUGCACCUACCCCCAUCCAGCCCAGGGCUCAGGUCCAGACCACGCCCUCGGGUAUCACCCAGACCCAGAUGGCCGCGCCUGUCCCAGCACCUCUGCAGCAGAAUCCUCCACCGAUUUCAGUUCAGACCCACAUUGCGCCUGCAGUGGUGCCACAGGACCCAGGUUCUGCACAGACCCUUGUACAAACACACCAGUCCGCAGUGACCACUCAGAACCACUUUUUCACCCAUGCGCCAGCAGCUUUGGUGGGCCCACAACCCGGGGUCUCCUCCCCCACACCCGCUCUGGCUCCAGCACAACCUGUCCUGUCUAACGCUGCCCUGGUCACCACUCAUGUCCAAGCCCCGGCCUCAUUCCCAGCACAGAGCUCCACACCCCUCUCCAGUCUGGCUCCGACACCAUCCCAUGUCCACACGACGACCUUUGCCCGACACCCGGCCCAGAUUCAAGUCAGCUCUGCAGUGGUGUCUGUCAACACUCCGACACAAAUAACACACUCUUUGCCCUCCCAAGUCCCUGCGCCGACCCCGGCCCUCGCACCCGUCUCCACCCCGGUCCUGGCGGUCGCUUCAUCCCACGUGCUCAUUCCACCCUCAGCCAAACCUCUGGCACCAGUCCAGGACACCACUCCUGCUCCUCUUCAUGCUGCCGUGGCUGCAGCCGUGGUGACCCCCGUCACAGCCACCUCCACCACACCGUCAGUGCCAGCUCUCCUGGACCAGUCAGGGGCCCGGAAUCCCUCCUUGUCACCCCAGAAGGUGGCACCACUGAUCCAGUCACCUGGACCCACACCCACCUCAAAAGACCCCGCCUCCCAGACUCCUCUCUCCCCUCAGUCUCAGGCACAGUUCCAGAGCCCAGGUUCUGGUUCCAUCCCACAGUUGUCUCACCUUCCCGUCUCAGCGGUGCAGGUUCACAUGACCGGACUGCCCGUGUCCACUGUGGUCACGCCGGUCAGACCCCCAGCAGCCCCACUGCAGCCCCAGCCUCAGACACCGAUGAGAGCCCAAAUUCAGGUCCAAAACUUUGGUCAGUUGCAGCAGAUGCCACACGCGCAGAUCCAGCCCCAGUCACAGGUCCACCCCCAGAUCCGAGUCCAGUUCCAAGCUCAGCCCACGACACAGGUCCAGCCCCUCGCUCACAUCCAACCUCACAUACGGUUCCAGACGCAGCCCCAGGUCCAGACCUCAGGACACGUCCACCCUCAAGUUCCCGGUGCACUGCAAGCACAAACCCAGAGCCAGCAUCCGGUUCCAAUUCAGCCUCAGAUACAGACUCCGUUAGCCCAGGUUCAAGUCCAGUUUCAGCAACAGAACCCUCCUCACACUCCGCAGCAGGGCCAAGUCCAGAGUCAGCCUCAUUUUCAAGUCCACUCUCCCCCAACCCCCCAAGUGCAGCAGCAGCUGCAGGUCCAAACACAACCUCAAGUCCAGGCCAAGCUCCAGGUCCAGUUCCAGCCUCAGGCUCCAAGUCCAGUUCAGGCACAACCCCAGAUUCAGGUCCAGUCACCGAUCAGACACCAGCUCAUCACGGUACCGAGCAUUCAGCAGCCGGUCCAGCUGCUGUCGGCUCUGCCGGCUCACGUAGCCGCACAGAUCCAGGCCCAGCUCCAGGCCCAGCAGCAGGGGGGUUCCAUGCCACAGCAGAUCAAACUGCAGCUGCCCAUCCAGAUCCAGCAGACGAGCGGUCCCAUCCAGACACACCAGAUCCAAAACAUGGUGACGAUACAGGCGCCAGUGGGCGUGCAGGAGCAGAUCCAGAGGAUGCAGCAGCAGCAACAACAACAACAACAACAACAACAACAGCCACCAAAGAAGAAGAAGCAGCUCGAUACAAAAAGGGACCAGAAGGACCGGAGUCUGCAGAAAGCCUGUUCUAGUGAGGGGCCCCAGAAACAGGUGUCACCAAAGAGUCCAGCAGCCGAGCUUCUGAGGCAGAAAAAGAGUCAGGCCGCUGCCGAGCGCGAGGAGAACCACAGGAUGAUAGUGUGCAACCAGGUGAUGAAGUUCCUGCUGGACAAGAUCGAGAAGGACGAGAAGCAGGCAGCGAGGCGGCGCCGGAAAGAAGAGGUGGUGGAGCAGAAGCGCUCACGGCAAAACGCCACCAAGCUCACCGCGCUGCUCUACAAGCACAAGGAGCAGCUGAAGUCUGAGAUCCUCAAGAAACGCGCCCUGCUGGACAAAGAGCUGCAGCUGCAGGUCCAGGAUGAACUGAGGCGGGACAUCGCUCGGCUGCAGAAGGAGAAGGAGAAGGCUCGCACGGCCAUCGCUCAGGCGGCAGCGACUUUGAAGGUGGCACCCAAGUCCUCGCACUCAUCCCACUCCGCACAUCCGUCAACGCACAGUGUCCACCCUACGUCUUCCUCCUCGACACACAAACGGAAGAGGGAUGAGGACCGGGACAGAGAGCGGCACAGAGACCGCGAGAGACAUCACGACAGGGACAAGAAGCGGGACAGAGACAAAGACCGGGACAGAUAUCGGGACAAAGACAAAGACCGGGAGAAGGAGAGGGAACGGCACAGAGACCGGGAGAAGGACCAGGAGCGGCACCGGGACAGAGACCAGGAGAGAGACGCCAGCUCGUCUAAACAUAAGAAGAAGAAGAAACCGGCGUCGACCUCAAAAGACCACAAGGACAACAAGCUCUACUGCGUCUGCAAGACCCCCUACGACGAGUCCAAGUUCUACAUCGGCUGUGAUCUCUGCUCCAACUGGUUCCACGGAGCCUGCGUGGGCAUCACAGAGAAGGAAGCCAAGAAGCUGGAAGACUUUGUGUGCAACGACUGCAGACGAGCCCAAGAGGGCUCCGGCGAGGAGCUUUACUGCAUCUGCAGGACGCCCUACGACGAGUCCCAGUUCUACAUCGGCUGCGACCGCUGCCAGAACUGGUACCACGGGCGCUGUGUGGGCAUCCUGCAGAGCGAGGCCACGCACAUCGACGUCUACGUUUGCCCACAGUGCCAGUCCACCGAGGACGCCAUGACGGUCCUCACACCGCUCACAGACAAGGACUACGAGGGUCUGAAGAGAAUACUGCGCUCCUUACAGUCUCACAAAAUGGCCUGGCCCUUCUUGGAACCUGUGGACCCGCACGACGCGCCUGACUACUACCGGGUCAUCAAGGAGCCUAUGGACUUCUCCACGAUGGACCUCCGUCUACAGAAGCGGCACUACAACAAGUUGACCGAGUUUGUCGCCGACGUCACCAAAGUCUUCGACAACUGUCGAUACUACAACCCCAACGACACGCCGUUCUUCCAGUGUGCCGAGGUCCUCGAGGCCUUCUUCGUCCAGAAGCUCAAGAGCUUCAAAGGCAGCAGAUUGUCUGGCUCUUAGAGGGGCCUGGCUAGCCGGGGCGGACCGGCGGCUGGGAUCUCUCGUACUAACUCCUACACACACACGAGCACUUAAAAAUAGGUCCAUCAGAACUGACGCCACUGCGGCAGCCAUGUUGGCGCAUCAUGACCGAGCAUCCGAAAUAACGCAUAGUCAUGUUCUUGUUUAGGUUUUAAGAAAGUUGUUUUAAUCUCGUCUGGAAGUUCAAACUUUUAAUCAGAUUUUAUUCUCCAGAUGUUUUUGUUCAGUUCAUGUUGCAUUCAAGUCAACUCAUAAACCCAAGUUCUCUUCAGCCGUUUCAAAGUGAAACGUUGUUUAAACAGAGUGACAGACGUGUGGUAAAAAUGAUGAGCAAGCAAGCUGUUGUCCGAUAACACUUUCAAGCAGAUUUCAACAAGCGACUGUGGAAGAAACUGUUCAGACACAAUUACAUUGAAAGAAGAAAUUCAUCUUGAAUUGAGAUGAAUGUGAGUCUGUGUCAUGGCUUGAGUGAGGAUGUCCUCCUGACCUGGUCACAAGCAAAUGAACACAGCAGCACUCCCAAAAAGAAGCUUCUGACUCACAAGUUUCCACAAACGUGACUCGGUCUGGAGCAGAGUAAAAGCAAUGGCUCAGAUCAACAUGGCUGCCGCGUGCCCGGUCGUCCUAUAGACUUUGGUGUUGAGGGUUCUCAACUGUCCCUCUCUCCCGUCCAGGUCUCAUAACAACAAACUUCAGUCUCCGGCCUCUUAGACUCGUAGCCACCGGUCUGUCCAACUCUCAUAGGGACCUUUGUUACGGACCGGACCGGAGUUCCUGGCGGGCCGAUCAGAACAGUUUACCUCGAAGAAAAGACUCAAACUUCCAUCUGCCUUUUUUUGUCGUCUUCAAAAGUGUUUCUUGGGUUUUCCGCUCGCUGUUAUAUAGUCCGAGGAGGUAGGACGCCCGGUUCCGGAGCAGAGACCGUCUACCUGAGUGCAGUAAUAAGCUACGUGGGCUUCGCUGUGGCGACGCCGGCCGUAAGGAUUCAGUGUGUUUGUACAAAAAACUGUCGACUUGAUUUCUUUAAUUUUUUUGUAUCACAACUGAAGAAUUAUUGAUGUUUAUGGAACUUAAUAAAAUAUGAAAGACUGA
This is a messenger RNA of Synchiropus splendidus (mandarinfish), 10264 nucleotides long. Its product is annotated as nucleosome-remodeling factor subunit BPTF-like. Gene Ontology annotation, biological process: regulation of transcription by RNA polymerase II. Gene Ontology annotation, molecular function: RNA polymerase II cis-regulatory region sequence-specific DNA binding. Gene Ontology annotation, cellular component: NURF complex. The coding region runs from base 224 to 9151 and encodes 2975 amino acids. The transcript has 31 exons. The record is from RefSeq and is a predicted model, not a curated record. NCBI's taxonomy places the organism in Eukaryota, Metazoa, Chordata, Actinopteri, Syngnathiformes, Callionymidae.